This is a messenger RNA of Perca flavescens (yellow perch), 648 nucleotides long. RefSeq names its product adapter protein CIKS-like. The record is from RefSeq and is a predicted model, not a curated record. The transcript has 7 exons. The coding region runs from base 1 to 648 and encodes 215 amino acids. Gene Ontology annotation, biological process: positive regulation of canonical NF-kappaB signal transduction; humoral immune response. NCBI's taxonomy places the organism in Eukaryota, Metazoa, Chordata, Actinopteri, Perciformes, Percidae.
AUGCCUCAAUUCUCCAUGCCCCCUGUGGAGGGCGUGUCGCAGGUCAGCGUGAUGAACCUGAGCUCAGCAAAAGCAGAGGGGUCUGUCUCACAUCCACAUGAGAAAAGAAGAACCAUCAGUCUGCCUGAUGAGUGCCGAGGAAAUGUUUUUAUAACUUAUUCUUCAGACAUUUCUUCAGAGAUAAUUCCCUUUGUAGACUUUCUCACAAAGCAAGGUUUUCGACCAGCUAUUGAUUUAUUUGAUAACCCCAUCAGACGCAUGGAUAUCAACAAGUGGAACGAUGGUUGCCUGAAAGAUCAAUCAGCCCUGAUUGUCAUCGCCAUCAGUCCAAAGUACAAGGCGGACAUUGAAGGAUGUGUAGUGGAUACCCAUGAUCUACACACUAAAUAUAUUCACACCAUGAUGCAGAAUGAAUUCAUCCAGCAAGGCAGCUUGAAUUUUAGAUUCAUACCACUUCUCUUCUUUAAUGCAUCCCAGAAACACGUCCCAAAUUGGCUUCAGAACACGCGUGUUUACCGCUGGCCGCAGGAUGCUGAGGAUGUGUUACUGCGGCUACUCAGGGAGGAGAGAUACGUUCCUCCUCCUGUUCUUCCGGAGCUCUCCCUCAUCAUCAGGCCUGUGUCCCCCAGUGCUGCAGCUACACUAUAA